This is a messenger RNA of Myiozetetes cayanensis, 1196 nucleotides long. RefSeq names its product G protein pathway suppressor 2 (gene GPS2). Gene Ontology annotation, molecular function: transcription coregulator activity. The record is from RefSeq and is a predicted model, not a curated record. Gene Ontology annotation, cellular component: transcription regulator complex. Lineage: Eukaryota; Metazoa; Chordata; Aves; Passeriformes; Tyrannidae. Gene Ontology annotation, biological process: regulation of transcription by RNA polymerase II.
UGGCGGUGGGGGCGUGUCCUGCCCCCGGAAGCGGAAGUGCGCAGCGCUGCUCCAUCCGUCGGUCGCUCCGUGGUUCGGCCCGUCCGUCGGUCCUCGGGGGCCGCUCCCCUUCUGCCGCUAGCGGGGCCCUCCCUGGGGGGGUCCCGGCGGCCCCCGCGGCGUCCCCCACGAUGCCGGCGCUGCUCGAGCGGCCGAAGCUGAGCUCGGCCAUGGCGCGGGCGCUGCACCGGCACGUCAUGGUGGAGCGGGAGCGCAAGCGGCAGGAGGAGGAGGAGGUGGACAAGAUGAUGGAGCAGAAGGUGCGGGAGGAGCAGGAGCGGCGGCGGAGGAAGGAGCUGGAGGAGAGGAUGUCCCUGGAGGAGACCCGGGAGCAGCUGCUGAAGCUGCAGGAGAAGUUGGGGGCUCUGCAGGAGGAGAAGCACCAGCUCUUCCUGCAGCUCAAGAAGGUUCUGCACGAGGAGGAGAAACGGCGCCGCAAGGAGCAGAGUGACCUGACGACGCUGACAGCAGCCGCGUACCCCCAAAGUUUGGGGGUCCCAGGGGCUCAUCUGCUUGGCAUGGCAGGCAGCCCAGGGGGUCCCCGCUCGGGGCUCAUCGGGGCCGACAGGGCCAAGCAGAUGUUCGGACCCCCCGUGAUCAGUCCUCGUCACUUCGGGGCUCAGCCGCCCUUCGGCGGGGGAGGGGACCCUGCGGCCUUCGGGGGAGGCCAGGGGUCCCCACCCCCACUCGCCGUGGGGCAGAGCCAGGCCCCGCCCCCCUCCCCCGCGCAGCCCCAGCUACGGAGGGCCCAACAGCUGAGGGCCCCUGCUGCAUUCCCGGCGCUGCCGUUCCUGCCCCAGCAACCACCAGGGGGCGCCUUCGGCCUCCAUGGGCACUUCCCACCAGCCCAGUCAGGGUUCCUCCCCCCCAGCUCGUCCCUCCCCCUGCAGAAGCAGCUGGAACAUGCCAACAGCCAAUCAGGAUUCAGCGAUGCUGCACUGCAUCCCGGCCCUGCCCUCCUGCCCAGCCCCCAACUGCCCGUCCCCAUCCAGGAGCAACCCCAAGGUCUGGGGGAAUGGGCCAGCACUGCCCUUCCCGCCCCCCUCGCCGCCUCCCCGGCAGUUUCCCCCACGGCGCCGCCCCCAACCGCCCCCUCCCACGCCCGGCACGGCCCCUUCCUGCCCCACGGGCAGGGCCAGCGCUUCUACCACAAGUGA